Durio zibethinus is the source of this 2777-nucleotide messenger RNA. NCBI's taxonomy places the organism in Eukaryota, Viridiplantae, Streptophyta, Magnoliopsida, Malvales, Malvaceae. The record is from RefSeq and is a predicted model, not a curated record.
AGGUUCAUAUCAUUACACGGCAAAAUAUUGCAGUUGCAGCUAAACUCCAAGACAAAAACCUAAAACAAGGCUUCUUUUUUUCCUUCCAUAUCAUUCCCAUUUUCCUUCUGGUAUUCCAGGAUUUUUUUUUCUUUUUUUUUUUAAGGGUACGUUUAUAGUAGAUGGUGGAGAAUGCAUUGGCCCAGUGGUUGAAACGGCGGUGGUGGCAACUUAUUCUGUCAUCACAAAGUUUAGCAGCAUUGCCGUGAGCCACAAGUCACAAGAUUUUUCCUGAGAUGGCUCCUCACUUCGCAUCCGAUGAUAAUGUACCUACCAACACCAUUGCAGUGGCCAUUGACAAAGAUAAAAACAGCCCACAUGCUGUACGUUGGGCUAUUGAUCAUCUUGUGAUCACCAAUCCAUUCAUCGUCUUGAUACAUGUCAGGCAUAAAAACCAGGGUGAAAGCCAAUCUGAUUAUGACAUAAACCAGCUUUUCAUUCCUUUUCGAGGCUACUGUGCACGCAAAGGGGUUCAAAUGAAGGAGGUUAUCCUUGAAGAUACUGAUAUCCCUAAAGCACUUUUAGACUAUAUCAGCAAAAAUUUGAUCAACAGCAUAGUCCUUGGUGCAGCAAUAAAGACGUCAAGGAGUGGUAUUUCAAGUUAUUUGUCUUAUAGAAAAUCGAAGAAUGAUAUUCCGACUAGCUUGAUCAAAACUGCACCAGAGUUUUGUUCUGUAUAUGUAAUUUCCAAAGGUAAGAUAUUGACAGUGCGAACAGCACAACGACCUGUAUCUAAUACUGCUACCCCGCCAAAGGUACCCUCAGGAAUGCGACUUCAGAUUCCACUGGAUCAAGUUGAAGAUGCUGGAAACAGAGGACAAUAUACAAGGGGAGCAUUGAAAAAUGCAGGAUCAGAGAGACUGUCCUUGGAUAAUCCCUUGAAAGUACCUCUACGCGACCGUGAUCGAAACAGAAGCUCUCCAGCAAAUCUGUCAUUGGAUAUUGAUUUAGCUAUCCAAGGACAAUCCUCAUCUAACCAAGUUUCUUUAUCUAAUGACUCAGAUUUUCUAGAAAAACUUCCACUAGGAUCUAUGGAUAUUUCUGAACAAAAUUUAGAUUUCUCUAUGGUUUCAAGUACCCCUUUAGAGCCACUUCCAAAAAGUACGCGAGACGUAGAAGCGGAAAUGAGAAGGUUGAAGCUUGAACUUAAGCAAACAAUGGAUAUGUACAGCACAGCUUGUAAAGAAGCUCUGACAGCCAAAAGAAAGGCUAAUGAGCUUCAUCAGUGGAAGAUGGAAGAGGCUCGCAAGUUUGAGGAAGCCAGGCAAGCUGGAGAGGCUGCUCUUGCCAUUGCAGAGAUGGAGAAGGCAAAGUGCAAAGCUGCGGUUGAAGCAGCAGAGGCAGCAAAGAGGCUAGCAGAUAUGGAAGCAUAUAAAAGAAAACAAGCAGAAUCUAAAGCCAAGAAAGAGGCAUAUGAGAAGAAUCGGGCUUUGAAUGCUUUGGCCAAUAAUGAUGUUCGGUACAGAAAAUAUACCAUAGAAGAAAUUGAAGAAGCUACUGAACAAUUCUUAGAAUCAAAUAAGAUUGGAGAAGGAGGUUAUGGACCUGUUUAUAAAGGUAAACUUGAUCACACUCCUGUCGCCAUCAAAGUUUUAAGACCUGAUGCUGCUCAAGGGAAAAAACAAUUCCAGCAAGAGGUUGAGGUUCUUUGCUGCAUGAGACACCCAAACAUGGUCCUUCUCCUCGGUGCCUGCCCUGAGUACGGAUGCUUGGUAUAUGAAUACAUGUUCAAUGGCAGCUUAGAGGAUAGGUUAUUUCGAAGAGGCAAUACUCGCCCACUUUCAUGGAGGAAACGAUUUAAAAUAGCAGCCGAAAUUGCAACUGCCCUUUUAUUCCUUCACCAGGCAAAGCCAGAACCAUUAGUGCAUCGGGACCUUAAGCCAGCUAACAUUCUCCUAGACCGCAAUUAUGUGAGCAAAAUUAGCGAUGUUGGCCUAGCACGGCUAGUUCCACCUUCUGUAGCUGACAGUGUAACACAAUAUCACAUGACUUCAGCAGCAGGAACAUUUUGUUAUAUAGAUCCCGAAUAUCAACAAACAGGCAUGCUAACAACUAAAUCAGACGUAUAUUCCCUCGGAAUAAUGCUGCUCCAGAUUAUUACAGCCAAGCCUCCAAUGGGUAUUGCUCACCAUGUUGGAAGGGCCAUUGAAAAAGGAACGUUUGCUGAUAUGCUUGAUCCAGCAGUGCCAAAUUGGCCAGUUGAAGAGGCUUUAUCAUUUGCUCAAUUGGCGCUAAAAUGUGCAGAGCUGAGGAAGAAGGACAGACCAGAUCUUGGCACUGUUAUAGUGCCAGAACUUAACCGGUUAAGAGACCUUGAAGGUAGCUCUGAGUCAAGUAGCCUUGGAUACAGCAGUAAUGGUUAUAGUGGACAAAGCAAUAGUGGUUAUAGCCAAGGAAACAACGAUAGUGGUUAUAGCCAAGGAUACAGUGGUAGUGGUCAUAGUCACAGUCCAGUUUCAAGGUCGAGGACAUCAUCAGCAAGUCAGGUUUGCUUGUUUUAACUGCAUGUAUCUUUCUUGCCAUACCUUCUUCAUGUGAAUGCACAAAAUACAUUGUUCUUGAAAGCUGGUUUUCUUACAUUGUAUCUUUUAUUAAAUGGCUAGGAAUCCAUGAGUAAGACUGCAGACUCUGAAAAUGAACAAAUAACAAACUCAAAAGAAGAUGGUGCUGAUUUAAGGUUCCACAUGAGAUUGAAGGAUUGAGAGAAAGAAGCUGCUUGCAUCUGAAGAAAAACAACA